Trifolium pratense (red clover) is the source of this 1289-nucleotide messenger RNA. RefSeq names its product peroxisome biogenesis protein 19-1-like. The coding region runs from base 140 to 1006 and encodes 288 amino acids. Gene Ontology annotation, biological process: protein import into peroxisome membrane. The record is from RefSeq and is a predicted model, not a curated record. The transcript has 4 exons. NCBI's taxonomy places the organism in Eukaryota, Viridiplantae, Streptophyta, Magnoliopsida, Fabales, Fabaceae. Gene Ontology annotation, cellular component: peroxisomal membrane; peroxisome.
AUAAAAAACAAUGAUUUGGUAAUGACGAUAAUUGGAAGUGGAUGAAAACAGAGUUGCAUUAGCAUUGCCGGGUUGGUUGUUGCAGUUUUUUUGUUCUUUCCAACAAGCAUAGGAGUUUGGCGGUGACAGACAGACAACCAUGGCCGACCACUCCGACGACCUCGACCAACUCCUCGACAGCGCUUUAGAUGAUUUCCAAACCCUCAACCUAAAUUCAUCCCUUCCAAGGUCUCUCUCUCUCUCUCUCUCUCUCUCUCUCUCAUUCACUCUUUUGCAAUAUUUUCAUUUUUUUUUACUUCUUUACUCCAAUCUCAAACACUCUUUCUUUGUUUAUUUAUGUGUUGUUAUUAGAACCGGGGAACAAACUUCAAAGAAAAAUGAGUCUCCUUCUUUACCCUCAGGGGUUCAAGGAUUGGGGUUAGGUUUACCUGAUUUGAGAACAAAGAAAAAGGGUAAACAAAAGGUUUCCAAAGAUGCUCAUGUAUCUGAAGCUCUCAACAAGCUUAGGGAGCAAACUAAAGAGGCAGUUAAAGGCCUUGAAUUCAUCACCCCGCCCGGUGCCGGUGUUGCUGAUGAUUUUGGUAAAGAUGGCAUGAUGGAGGAUUGGGUUAAACAGUUUGAAGAACUUGCUGGCUCUCAGGACAUUGAAUCUAUUAUGGAGACCAUGAUGCAACAACUUCUGUCCAAGGAAAUACUUGCUGAACCAAUGAAGGAAAUUGGAGAAAGGUAUCCUAAGUGGUUGGAAGAGCAUAAAGCCAGCUUAAGCAAAGAAGAUUACGAACGGUAUUCAACCCAAUACGGUCUGAUACGGAAUCUUAGUGAAGUUUAUGAAAAAGAUUCUGGAAACUUCACCAAGAUUUUUGAGCUCAUGCAGAAAAUGCAAGACUGUGGACAACCUCCAAAUGAUAUUGUCCAGGAGCUUGCUCCCGAUUUCGAUUUAGCCAGCCUUGGCCAGUUAUCUCCAGAAAUGCUCGACGCAUCUCAGCCAAAUUGUGCAAUAAUGUGAAGUUUUUUCCUCCCUCUUAUUACAUAGCAGCUGCUGGUUUGCAGAUUCUCAGGAACAUUUUUUUUUUACUUGUCAGAAUAAUAUAGUUUUAUCAUUAAGAUUGUUCUUUUCCUGCUUAUUGUACGGUUAAAGGAUCUCGCACUUUUUUAUAGCCUCCCUUCAAGAUUGUAUAUGAUCCAAGGAUUUGUCCAUUCACAUUUUAUUAGACCAAUGAUAGUGCGACGAGCUGCUAGUUGCAAACAAAAUUUACUUUAUGAUAAGUUUAAAAUAAUUUCUUAUUUAA